Molecule: messenger RNA, 1959 nt
Organism: Acanthosepion pharaonis
Lineage: Eukaryota; Metazoa; Mollusca; Cephalopoda; Sepiida; Sepiidae
Source: the annotation of a GenBank genome assembly
AUGCAAACACAACACAGAUAUCUAUCUACGUCGUCUUUUCAUAUUCUUCUUUUUCUAUCUAUCUAUCUAUCUCUUACCAAAUCUAUUUCUUUUCCUAUCUAUCAAUUUCUUUCUUUAUCUAUCUGUCUAUCUAUCUAUUUCUUUAUUUCCCUAUCUAUUUAUGCAUCUAUUUCUUUCUUUCCCUGUCUAUUUUUUCUUCCCCUAUCUAUCUAUCUAUCUAUCUAUCUAUCUAUUUCUUUCCCUAUGCAUCUAUUUCUUUCUUUCCCUAUCUUUUUUCUUCCCCUAUCUAUCUAUCUAUCUAUCUCUUUCCCUCUCUAUUUAUGCAUCUAUUUCUUUCUUUCCCUGUCUAUUUUUUCUUCCCCUAUCUAUCUAUCUAUCUAUUUCUUUCCCUCUCUAUUUAUGCAUCUAUUUCUUUCUUUCCCUGUCUAUUUUUUCUUCCCCUAUCUAUCUAUCUAUCUCUUUCCCUCUCUAUUUAUGCAUCUAUUUUUUCUUCCCCUAUCUAUCUCUUUCCCUCUCUAUUUAUGCAUCUAUUUUUUCUUCCCCUAUCUAUCUAUCUAUCUCUUUCCCUCUCUAUUUAUGCAUCUAUUUCUUUCUUUCCCUGUCUAUUUUUUCUUCCCCUAUCUAUCUAUCUAUCUAUCUAUUUCUUUCCCUAUUCAUCUAUUUCUUUCUUUCCCUGUCUUUUUUCUUCCCCUAUCUAUCUAUCUAUCUCUUUCCCUCUCUAUUUAUGCAUCUAUUUCUUUUCUUUCCCUGUCUAUUUUUUCUUCCCCUAUCUAUCUAUCUAUCUAUCUAUUUCUUUCCCUAUUCAUCUAUUUCUUUCUUUCCCUGUCUUUUUUCUUCCCCUAUCUAUCUAUCUAUCUCUUUCCCUCUCUAUUUAUGCAUCUAUUUCUUUCUUUCCCUGUCUAUUUUUUCUUCCCCUAUCUAUCUAUCUAUCUAUCUAUCUAUCUAUCUAUCUAUCUAUCUCUUUCCCUAUCUAUUUAUGCAUCUAUUUCUUUCUUUCUCUGUCUUUUUUCUUCCCCUAUAUAUCUAUCUAUCUAUCUAUCUAUCUCUUUCCCUCUCUAUUUAUGCAUCUAUUUCUUUCUUUCCCUGUCUAUUUUUUCUUCCCCUAUCUAUCUAUCUAUCUAUCUAUCUCUUUCCCUAUCUAUUUAUGCAUCUAUUUCUUUCUUUCCCUGUCUUUUUUCUUCCCCUAUCUAUCUAUCUAUCUAUCUAUCUAAUUCUUUACCUAUUUAUUUUUAUAUCACAUACUUUUUCCAUCUAUUUUUUCCUAUCUGUACACGAACCGCUGUAGAAAUAAGAUACAAAAAUAUCCAUAUUCAAAGCCCCGUUAAGUGGCCCGCGAGAAUGAAACUCACAGCCUGCUGUUUGUUCAUAUCUAUCUAUCUAUCUAUCUAUUCAUAUCUAUCUAACCCAGUUUGUUCAUCUAUCUAUCUAUCUAUCUCGCUAGCUAUUCAUAUCUAUGUAACCCAGUUUGUUCAUCUAUCUAUCUAUCUAUCUAUUUCGCUAGCUAUUCAUAUCUAUGUAACCCAGUUUGUUCAUCUAUCUAUCUAUCUAACUAACCCAGUCUGUUCAUAUCUAUCUAUAAAUCUAUGUAACCCAGUCCUGUUCAUAUCUAUCUAUCUAUCUAUCUAUCUAACCCAGCCUCCUGUUCAUAUCUAUCUAUCUAACCCAGCCUGUUCAUAUCUAUCUAUCUAUCUAACCCAGCCUGUUCAUAUCUAUCUAUCUAACCCAGCCUGUUCAUAUCUAUCUAUCUAUCUAUCUAUCCAUCCAACCCAGUCUGUUCAUCUAUCUAUCUCUUCUUAUGUGACCGUCACUGAUAUUAGUUUGUUUCUUACCCUAAGUAAGGAAAAAAUUGCCACUUUUCCGUAUUUUUUCUAUUUGUUUGUGUCAGCGAGUGUGUGUCUCCAAUGUACACAUUUCCCCAUGUGUGGGCGUAUCCAUUCACGGGCUCUCUCACGCGUGUGA